This is a messenger RNA of Dipodomys spectabilis (banner-tailed kangaroo rat), 1411 nucleotides long. RefSeq names its product arginase 2 (gene Arg2). Lineage: Eukaryota; Metazoa; Chordata; Mammalia; Rodentia; Heteromyidae. Gene Ontology annotation, cellular component: mitochondrion; cytoplasm. The record is from RefSeq and is a predicted model, not a curated record. Gene Ontology annotation, molecular function: manganese ion binding; arginase activity. The coding region runs from base 69 to 1157 and encodes 362 amino acids. The transcript has 8 exons.
AGUAGGUGAGCGGUGCUGCCGGGCGCUGCGGCUCAGUCGCGGGUGAGCUGCGGGGAGUUACCUCCGUCAUGGCGCUCCCGGUGCUGUCAGUCGUGUCGGUGCGGAGCAGCCUCUUGCGUACCCUCCGGACUCAAGUGCACUCGGUCAGGAAGAAGUCCGUCCACUCCGUGGCUGUGAUCGGCGCCUCCUUCUCUCAGGGACAGAAAAAAAAAGGAGUGGAAUAUGGCCCAGCUGCCAUUCGAGAAGCUGGCUUGCUGAAAAGACUCUCCAGUCUGGGCUGCCACCUAAAAGAUUUUGGAGAUUUGACUUUUACUCCAGUCCCCAAAGACGAUCUCUACAACAACCUCAUAGUGAAUCCACGUUCUGUGGGCCUUGCCAACCAGGAACUGGCUGAGGUGGUUAGCAGAGCAGUAUCCAGUGGCUAUAACUGUGUCACUGUGGGAGGAGACCACAGCCUGGCAAUUGGUACCAUUAGUGGCCACGCCCGACACUGCCCUGAUCUGUGUGUCAUUUGGGUUGAUGCCCAUGCUGACAUAAACACACCUCUCACUACUGCUUCAGGAAAUCUUCAUGGGCAGCCAGUUUCAUUUCUCCUCCGAGAACUACAGGACAAGGUACCACAACUCCCAGGAUUUUCUUGGAUCAAACCCUGUAUCUCUUCCCCAAAUAUUGUGUACAUUGGCCUAAGAGAUGUGGACCCUCCUGAACAUUUUAUUUUAAAGAACUACGAUAUCCAGUAUUUUUCCAUGAGAGACAUUGAUCGACUUGGUAUUCAAAAGGUCAUGGAACAGACAUUUGAUCUGCUGAUUGGCAAAAGACAAAGGCCAAUCCAUUUAAGUUUUGAUAUCGAUGCAUUUGACCCUACACUGGCUCCAGCCACAGGAACCCCUGUUGUUGGAGGACUAACUUACAGAGAAGGCAUGUAUAUCAGUGAAGAAAUACAUAAUACAGGAUUGCUGUCGGCACUGGAUCUGGUUGAAGUCAAUCCUUGGCUAGCUGCUUCAGAGGAAGAGGCAAAAGCUACAGCUAGCCUGGCAGUGGAUGUAAUUGCUUCAAGUUUUGGUCAGACAAGGGAAGGAGGGCACAUUGUCUAUGACCAACUUCCUACUCCCAGUUCACCAGAUGAAUCAGAAAAUAAAGAAUGUGUGAGAAUUUAGAACCACUGUGCACUGACACAUUUCACAAUGGGCAUUCCAGAGGUGCGAGUUAAGGGGACAUACUAAACAGCUGUCUUGGUCAAUACUGCCUUAAUGAGAACCCUGUGCAUUCUCACAAUUGUAAAAUUUCACCUCUCCACUUUGGUGACCAAUAAUAUUUCUGUAAAUGUAUUUGGUUUUUUGAAGUUCACAAGGCAUUAAUGUUAUACUAUGUAAAUUUGAAGAAGACAUAAACAGCAUUUAUUACCUUGGUA